Plasmopara halstedii is the source of this 1121-nucleotide messenger RNA. RefSeq lists its product as uncharacterized. Bases 893 to 1102 code for a protein of 69 amino acids. The transcript has a single exon. The record is from RefSeq and is a predicted model, not a curated record. Lineage: Eukaryota; Oomycota; Peronosporomycetes; Peronosporales; Peronosporaceae.
UCUAGCGCAGCCAUCUCAAUUGUAAUACUAAAGCAUCAAAGUAGGUUCUUCAAUAUCUUAAACCCCAUUCGCAACGAUACAAAAGGCUGACGUCAAGAUAAAAUUCGCUGUCAUUGGCCCAAGCAGGCCUUGUCAUGCUUUCACCAAUCUGACAAUUUAUCUUGCACUCAUAUCUCAACCAGCGACGUCCAUCACAAGUACCUCAUAUUACCAACCGCUUCCAAUGUUUCAGUACGACUAUGAUAUCUCGGAAACGGAGAAAUUUCGUGCUCGCCGCCGCCAUAUUUGUCGAGAGCAGCAGACAUUACCGGAGCAAAGCAUCGAAGCUUCCAACACGGAGGAAUGGCAUAACCGCAAAAUUUCUGCUAGCCAGCGACAUAAUCAGCAGCAGACACACAUCUGUGACCUGUUUGACUAUAGCUGCUGGUCUGAGUCGGCUGGCACGGAAAUGUAUCAAGGUUUGAACGCCUUCGACUUCUCGGCGUCACCUGAAGCAUUCCACGACGGCACAGCCUUUCAAACGAAACCUUUAUAUCAGCAAAAUGACUUCGGGUGACACAACAAGCCAACCUGCCAACUAAUGUGCAGCUAAUGUCUGAUGACGAUCAUCUUCAGCACGAGAGAAAGCAGUACAUAAUUCUCAUUAAACGCAGGUGGCGUCAAUGGGCUUGAGUAUGUGAGAUGAAGAAUUACAGUGCUUUGAACAGAUGACAGACUAGUCCAGCAUAUAUGCUUGGUAAAGAAACAACUAAUAGCGUAUCAAAGAACUAAAAGUACAGGGCGAUCGAUACAUAUGAUGGAUGGGUAAUUACUGCAAUCACUUUUUCAAUUUUAGCAAGCAAUAGAGAAAAGGAGUGUACUCGGUAAUGAUGUUGAACUCAGGCAGUCAUCAAUGUUAAACGGGUCGCUCACUUUUAGCCCUUUAAGUCAACCAAGCCGCAAAAAAUUUCUUUCCGGAGACAUCGUGGCGGGCAAUGUUGUAAGUGUCCUCGAUAAGUCUGCGUCAGGAAUUGAGUUAGAAUAUGUGGCUGGAUCCGUCUCGCGCCACGCAAGACAGGCCCAGCAACGAACAACUUUCAAAUUCAGAACGAAAAAUUUCUGAGUUCGAGACUUGAUCGCCC